AUGGGAAGAUAUCGUAGCCGUAGCAGAAGCUACAGCCCUCGCCGCCGUAGCAGAACCCCACCUCGCGGUCGCAAGCGUUAUGACGAUGAUCGCCAUCCUGACACCAGGUCUCGCAGAGACCGUCGUUCUCCUCUCCCUUCUGGCUUACUCGUCCGUAAUCUCCCCCUUGAUGCUAGACCUGAAGAUCUUAGGGGGCCAUUUGAACGCUAUGGUCCUGUGAAGGAUGUUUACCUUCCUAGAAAUUAUUACACUGGUGAACCUCGUGGUUUUGGAUUUGUGAAAUAUCGAUAUGGUGAAGAUGCAGCAGAGGCAAAGCAGCAUCUGAAUCACAGUGUCAUUGGUGGACGUGAAAUAAGAAUUGUGUUUGCUGAGGAAAAUAGAAAAACCCCUCAAGAAAUGCGUGUCACUUCUCAUGGAAGUAGCCGAAAUGGAGGUGGUAGCAGAAGGAGAGCUCGGUCAAGAUCUCCACGGCGUCGUUAUCGAUCCUACUCUAGGUCUCCAUCACCUGCCAGGGGCACUUCAAGGGAUGACAGAGGUAGGGAUGAUUAUUCUCCAGGGCGAUCACGAUCUUAUUCUAGGUCUGUUUCUCCCGAUGGUCGGAAGGAAGACAAAAGGUCCCCUCGUGCCUCCCCUGGUGGUAGGAAGGAUGGUAGGAGGUCUUCUCGGGCCUCUCCGUAUGGUGGGAAGGAUGACAGGAGGUCACCUCGCGCCUCUCCCGGUGUUGGAAAGGAUGACAGGAGGUCCCCUCGUGCCUCUCCAGGUGGUGGGAAGGACGACAGGAUGUCCCCUCAUGCCAGGGAGAAUGGUCGAAGUCCAAAUGUUAAGAAAGAUCAGGCACCUAACAGAUCUGAGAGCCCCAGGGACAAAGAUCACAGUCCUUCAAGGUCUCGCUCUCGGUCAUACAGUCCACGCUGA
Molecule: messenger RNA, 915 nt
Organism: Lathyrus sativus (Indian pea)
Lineage: Eukaryota; Viridiplantae; Streptophyta; Magnoliopsida; Fabales; Fabaceae
Source: the annotation of a GenBank genome assembly